Molecule: messenger RNA, 1685 nt
Organism: Setaria italica (foxtail millet)
Lineage: Eukaryota; Viridiplantae; Streptophyta; Magnoliopsida; Poales; Poaceae
Product: histone-binding protein MSI1 homolog
Exons: 6
Coding region: 139-1434 (431 amino acids)
Biological process (GO): regulation of gene expression
Cellular component (GO): nucleus
Molecular function (GO): histone binding
Source: RefSeq, a predicted model, not a curated record
CUCGGUCCCCUCUGCUCAAUUUCUCUCCCUCCCAGUCCGCCCAACCGCCCCCUCCCGCCAUUUCACUCCCCGCUCCCCGGCCGAAACCCCCCUCCGCUCCGAAACCCUAACCCUAGCCGGCGCCCCGUCGGACCGACGAUGCCGAAGGCCGGCGGCGGCGCGGCGGACGAGGAGGAGUUCCGCGCCGAGGUGGAGGAGCGCCUCAUCAACGAGGAGUACAAGAUCUGGAAGAAGAACACCCCCUUCCUCUACGACCUCGUCAUCACGCACGCGCUCGAAUGGCCCUCCCUCACCGUGCAGUGGCUGCCCGACCGCGCCGAGCCGCCGGGGAAGGACCACUCCGUCCAGAAGAUGAUCCUCGGAACGCACACCUCCGACAACGAGCCCAACUACCUCAUGCUCGCGCAGGUCCAGCUGCCCCUCGACGACGCCGAGGCCGACGCGCGCCACUACGACGACGACCACGCCGACAUCGGGGGGUUCGGCGCCGCCUCCGGCAAGGUGCAAAUUGUUCAGCAGAUAAAUCAUGAUGGAGAGGUCAAUCGGGCUCGCUAUAUGCCCCAAAAUUCAUUUAUAAUUGCUACUAAAACAGUUAGUGCAGAAGUAUAUGUCUUUGACUAUAGCAAGCACCCAUCAAAGCCUCCACUGGAUGGUGCAUGCAACCCUGAUUUACGGCUGAAGGGACAUAAUUCUGAAGGAUAUGGCUUAUCAUGGAGUAUUUUUAAAGAGGGACAUUUGUUGAGUGGGUCCGAUGAUGCUCAAAUUUGCUUAUGGGACAUUAAAGCAAAUAGUAAAAACAAAAGUCUUGAUGCCCUGCAGAUUUUUAAGCAUCAUGAUGGCGUCGUUGAAGAUGUUGCUUGGCAUUUGAGGCAUGAGUACUUAUUUGGGUCAGUUGGUGAUGAUCAUCAUCUUCUGAUUUGGGACCUGCGGUCUCCUGCCCCUACUAAGCCUGUUCAGUCAGUGGUGGCACACCAGGGUGAGGUGAACUGCCUGGCUUUCAAUCCGUUCAAUGAAUGGGUUGUUGCAACUGGUUCUACUGACAAGACUGUCAAAUUAUUUGAUCUUAGGAAGAUCGAUAAGUCUCUACACACCUUUGACUGUCACAAAGAGGAAGUAUUUCAAGUUGGAUGGAGCCCGAAGAAUGAGACUAUACUUGCAUCCUGUUGCCUGGGCAGAAGACUCAUGGUCUGGGACCUGAGCAGGAUUGACCAAGAACAAACACCAGAGGAUGCAGAAGACGGCCCUCCUGAGCUCAUGUUCAUCCAUGGAGGCCAUACCAGCAAGAUCUCUGAUUUCUCCUGGAACCCCUGCGAGGACUGGGUGAUUGCUAGCGUCGCUGAAGACAACAUCCUCCAGAUAUGGCAGAUGGCUGAGAACAUCUACCAUGAUGAAGAUGAUCUGCCGAUAAGUGACGAACCACCAAAGACAUCUUGAAGCCCGACAAGGCAAACGGAAUCUUAAACUCCGUUGACUGUAGGUGCUCUUGAUUGGAACCCUGCUGGCUGUGUUGGCCAAGAAGAAUUUAAGUGUGUUGAUCAUAGGUGCUCCCGUGGUUGUAACUGCAUGCUGGCCGGGUUGGCCGUUCCUUCGACUGUUUGUAUGUUAGUCGAACCUUAGCGUUAUACAUAUGCCAGUUGGCUAGAUCUGUCGUCGCAGUUGGGUCUUGUUGUAGUCGUAUAUCUUAA